AUGGCUGUUUCCCUUUCGGCUCUCACAGUCUCCCUCUCUUCACUCUCUUUCUCUUCCCACAUUUCGCAGAGACCCAACACCCUCUCCUUCACCACAACCACUCUCCCCCUCUCGCGCUUCCCCAAAACUCCUUCCCUUGUCGUCUCCGCCACCGCGCUCGCGGAACCAGAAACCUCAGACCUCAAAAAGUUCGUGAAAUCGAGGCUUCCAGGUGGAUUCGCCGCGCAGACAAUCAUAGGCACCGGCCGCCGCAAGAGCGCCAUCGCUCGCGUCGUUCUCCAAGAAGGAACCGGCAAAUUCAUCAUCAAUUACCGCGACGCAAAGGAAUAUCUACAAGGAAAUCCAUUGUGGCUUCAAUACAUUAAGUUCCCUUUGAUAACUUUGGGAUAUGAAAGUAGUUAUGAUGUUUUUGUCAAAGCUGAGGGUGGUGGCCUGUCUGGUCAGGCUCAGGCAAUCUCUCUUGGCAUUGCCCGUGCAUUGCUGAAGGUAAGCGAAGAUCAUAGAGCACCUUUGAGACAGGAAGGACUUCUUACCAGAGAUUCCAGAGUGGUUGAGAGGAAGAAAGUUGGUUUGAAGAAAGCUCGUAAAGCCCCUCAAUAUUCCAAACGUUGA
Messenger RNA from Sphenostylis stenocarpa, 612 nucleotides. The record is from the annotation of a GenBank genome assembly. Lineage: Eukaryota; Viridiplantae; Streptophyta; Magnoliopsida; Fabales; Fabaceae.